AUGAUCAAUUGUGUUGGUGAAAUCGGCCUUAGUGGUAUUGAUAAAUUUCGGGUUGAAACCCAUCAUGUUAUAGUUGAUAAAUUUUGCUCAGAACUGGACAAAAAAAUAAAUGCAUAUAGUGUAGUGGUUGAAAAUUUUUUAUUCUUAACUAGACUACAUGUUGAGUCUACUAUUGAUGUUGAGAAAAGUGUUAAUAAAUUCAUUAGUGUAUAUGAAGAUGAUGUUGAUGAUUCAAUAAAGUAUGAAAUAGUACAUUUCAAGCAGUUUUGGAAUCAGUUAAAACCAACAUUUGAUGGAAGUGAUGUAGACACUCAAGAUAUUUGA
Macrosiphum euphorbiae (potato aphid) is the source of this 324-nucleotide messenger RNA. The record is from the annotation of a GenBank genome assembly. Lineage: Eukaryota; Metazoa; Arthropoda; Insecta; Hemiptera; Aphididae.